AUGCCUUCAGCAGCGCCCCCGGAGAAUGGCGGCGCGCCACGCAGCGAGCUGGAGCAACUGCAGAUGCGCGCCGGCCAAGUCACCGAUGAGUCAUUGGAGUCCACGCGUCGCAUGAUGCAACUAUGCGAGGAGAGCAAGGAGGCCGGCAUUCGAACUCUGGUCGCUCUAGACGACCAGGGAGAACAAUUGGAUAGGAUCGAGGAGGGGAUGGACCAGAUCAACGCGGACAUGCGGGAGGCCGAGAAGAAUCUCUCGGGAAUGGAGAAAUGCUGCGGCAUCUGCGUCCUGCCCUGCAAUAAGGGUGCCUCCUUCAAAGAAGACGACGGAACCUGGAAGGGUAAUGACGACGGCAAGGUGGUGAACAACCAGCCGCAGCGCGUCAUGGACGAGAGGAACGGCAUAGGCCCACAGGCGGGCUACAUCGGCAGGAUAACGAACGACGCCCGCGAAGACGAGAUGGAGGAGAACAUGGGCCAGGUGAACACGAUGAUCGGGAACCUGCGCAACAUGGCGCUCGACAUGGGCUCCGAGCUGGAGAACCAGAACCGCCAGAUCGACCGCAUCAACCGCAAGGGCGAAUCCAAUGAAACGAGGAUAACAUUGGCCAACCAGCGUGCUCAUGAGCUGCUCAAG
Molecule: messenger RNA, 633 nt
Organism: Iphiclides podalirius (scarce swallowtail)
Lineage: Eukaryota; Metazoa; Arthropoda; Insecta; Lepidoptera; Papilionidae
Source: the annotation of a GenBank genome assembly